Molecule: messenger RNA, 25296 nt
Organism: Coregonus sp. 'balchen'
Lineage: Eukaryota; Metazoa; Chordata; Actinopteri; Salmoniformes; Salmonidae
Source: the annotation of a GenBank genome assembly
AUGUCGUACCCCCCUCACCUGAACCGCCUCCCCCAGUUGCCCCCCGGGAUUUGCCCUCCCCAGUUCGCGGGGUUCCCCCAGGGAGUCCCAGCAGGUGAGAUACAUUUUAGUCUUGAGUGAUCAAACUGGACGUUAUCAGAGGCCUAUGCUACCAGAACCCUUUUCAGUUUUCUAAUGAUCUAUUGCUAUGUUGAUAAAGGCAACUCACGUGCAUUGAUCUGAUCUUCUGUAAUAUACCAUUGCAAUGCUUAAAGGCCAGAUCAAUGCCAGUGGGCUGGACAGACCAUAAUAUUCUUACUAUAACGAUGAACACCAAGGUUCCAAAGAAACCCCCAAGGAUUGUGGUCAAGAUAAAUUGUACAUUUUUUUUAAUCAUGAGCAAUUUCUAAAUGAUUUGGCUGCUGUACCCAGGGAGCUGAUUCAUCUAGAGGAUUAUUUAAAUCACCCUACAGAAUGCUUUAUUGAUUUGCUCACUGGGGUAAUGGACCAUCAUGCCCUAGUAGUCCCGUGUAGUAGUCCCGUGUAGUAGUCCCGUGUAGUAGUCCCGUGUAGUAGUCGCGUGUAGCUCAGUUGGUAGAGCAUGGCACUUGCAACGCCAGGGUUGUCGGUUCGAUUCCCACAGGGGACCAGUAUGAAAAUGUAUGCACUCACUAACUGUAAGUCGCUCUGGAUAAGAGCGUCUGCGAAAAUGACUUAAAUGUAAAUGUAGUAAGAAAGAGUACAGUUGGGGCUCAUCCAUCUCCAUGGAUUGAUGAUGAACUGGGUGAGGUGUUUUGUCAAAGAAAUAUGGCAAAAGGUCUUAGCAGUCAAAUCUAAACUAAAAACACAACACAAAAUUAUAUAUUAUGCAGUUAAAUUAAAUCGUAAGGAGAAAAAAAAACGUUAUUUUACAAAAAUGCUUUUAUUGAUUGUGAAAAUGAUUUACAAAAGGUGUGAAAUACAGUUAAGGGCUUACUUGGUACAUCUGGUUCGAUUCCAGGCUGUAUCACAACCGGCCGUGAUUGGGAGUCCCAUAGGGCGGCGCACAAUUGGCCCAGCGUCGUCCGGGUUUGGCCGGUGUAGGCCGUCAUUGUAAAUAAGAAUUUGUUCUUAACUGACUUGCCUAGUUAAAUAAAGGUAAAAAAUAAAAAAUAAAAGACUAAAAAAAGAAGGACGGCUAAAUAUUUACCAGGAACGAUUCUUAAGCAAACAACCGAAUCAUUAUUUGGGAGUCCGGUGAACUACUGAUCUGUGGUCUGUGGAAAUACAUCAGCAAGUGACAUUAGGAGGCUGCAAAUUGAACAGAACAAAGCAGCAAGGAUUGUUUUAAGGUGGAGAUGUGAUUCUUCUGUCGUAGUCAUGCACAAUGCUCUUGGGAGGUCAUCAAUCAAUCAAGAUGUACACCAUCAAUCAUAAUGUACACCAUUUUAAAACAGCCAAACUCCAUUCACAACAGUAUUCAGUUGGUAAGAGACACAUUCAGUCAAUACUAGGAAUCGACUGUCCACCAUCAAUGUGUUAUACAGACAGACAAGAGAAACAGGCAAAAUAUCAUUUGGAUUCCGAGCAAUAAAGAAAUGGAAUAAUUUAUCUGAGCAAACCAGAAACCUUUCAAUACAUAAAUGCAAGCAAUACUUUAGAACCAUUUAAAAAUAUAAUAAAUGUGAAUGUUGUGCAGGACUAUGGUAGAUGAAUUAACCAAUCUAUCUGUUCAGACUGUCAGAGUAUUUAUCUGGUCAAUAUGUCAGAGUAUUAUAUACAGUGAGGGGAAAAAAGUAUUUGAUCCCCUGCUGAUUUUGUACGUUUGCCCACUGAUAAAGAAAUGAUCAGUCUAUAAUUUGAAUGGUAGGUUUAUUUGAACAGUGAGAGAGAGAAUAACAACAACAAAAUCCAGAAAAACGCAUGUCAAAAAUGUUAUAAAUUGAUUUGCAUUUUAAUGAGGGAAAUAAGUAUUUGACCCCUCUGCAAAACAUGACUAUGAAUUAACCAAUCUAUCUGUUCAGACUGUCAGAGUAUUUUUCUGGUCAAUAUGUCAGAGUAUUAUGUAAGCUGUUUGUAACAGUGUGUUAUAUGUGAGCGUGUGAUUACAUUUACAUUUUAGUCAUUUAGCAGACGCUCUUAUCCAGAGUGACUUACAGGAGCAAUUAGGGUUAAGUGCCUUGCUUAAGGGCACAUCGACAGAUUUUUCACCUAGUCGGCUCGGGGAUUAGAACCAGCGACCUUUCGGUUACUGGCCAACGUCUUACUGCAGAUUCCUCUGAUGUGUCUCUGUGUCUUCUUCGAGGUACACCCAUGAUUCCAGUCCACAUGGGGAUCAUGACCUCUGCACCCACUGUAAGCCUCAACUUCUGUUGUUACACACACACACACACACACACACACACACACACACACACACACACAUGUAAAUCUGGCUGGGCUGGCAGACAACUCCACUCUCCUAAUGUGUAUUAUUGUAUUGCAGGUCCUGGUUCCUACCACAGUGUCUAUGGUCCAGAAGCCUCCUGCUCCGAGGAAGGAGCUGAACCCAGUCAGCGCCAAGGAGAACCAGGAGGGUGGCAGUGGAGGUCCCACCACCACAGUGUUCGUGGGGAACAUCUCAGAGAAGGCUUCAGACAUGUUGGUCAGACAGUUGUUGGCGGUGAGCACUGAGAGCAGGACAUGGAAACAGGGGGACGUAACCUUCUGUUUGUGUUUUUAUUUAUAUAAAUAUAAUAUGCCAUUUAGCAGACGCUUUUAUCCAAAGCGACUUACAGUCGUGCGUGCAUACAUUUUUGUGUAUGGGUGGUCCCGGGGAUCGAACCCACUACCUUGGCGUUACAAGCGCCGUGCUCUACCAGCUGAGCUACAGAGGACGUGAUCUGGGUCCUCUUGAGGCUUUUUCUCGCCACUGCACUUCUGCUUGGUCCUUUCUAGGCCCGAGUUACUGUAGAGCACUUUGUGACAACCGUUUAUGUCAAAAGGGCUUUUAUAAAAUAGGGUUGUCCACAAUACCAGUAUUGAGAUACCACAGUACUAGGUUUUUUCAUGGCACACAAAGAAAGCAUGAAGCAGACUAAACUCUAUGUUCCUCAGCCAAUCUUUGUGAAACUCGGCGCGGUUCGCUUACAUUUUUUUGUGCAGUGUGAACACUAAAGGAUCUCAGACCAAUCGAAAGAGCCCCCCUGAAGUGAACCGAACUGAGACCAUCUUUCAGAGGUGGUCUAAGUUCGGUUCGGUUGAAUUCCGCGAUACUGUUCCUUCCAUAACCCCUCACAUUGGUGGCACAAAAUAGAGAAGAGGGUGUUCGUUGGAAGAAGCGUGUGUUUUUGGAUAUCGAUUAGCGAUUGUCAAGGAUGGACAGAAAUGCCAAAAUAUGUGUGGAGUUUUGUACUGACACAAUGUUGAGAUUUAUUUGUUUGCAUCAGAUUAUUUGUUUGCAAUAUGUGACCAACAGGCUAAGAGAGCUUCAUAAACUGUUUAUUCCAUUGUGGUUUUUGAAUAGUGUGAGAAGACAACAUUUGGUGAGAAUCACAACUUUUGAAUAGUGUGAGAAGACAACAUUUGGUGAGAAUCACAACCAUAGGGUACAAAAUCAAUGCUAGCUCUUAAAGGGGCAGUAGCCUACAUUGAGUGUACAAUUUUCAAUUGCAGCAUUAUUUAAUCUCCAGUUAUUCUUCUGCUAUUUAUUCUGUUUCCAGUAAUAUUGACAUGUUAAUAUUAUCUUCUGAUUAUAAUUAUUAUGUCUAAUCUUUUAACUAAAUGCAAUCUAUUAGCUUCCAAAAUGUAAGUUGGUAUAUCUAGCUGUCGGAUAACACGUUCUGAUGGAAAUGCACUUUGUAAAAACCCAGAGUGCAAUGAGUGAGUGUUGGGAGAAAAAAAAAUCUUGGUUCCUUUGGUAAACAUAUCAAUGUGAACGCAAAGAGGACUCGGACCGCAAAAUAGGUGAAGUGAACUGGCGAAAGAGUUGAGACCACAUUCAAAGGAAAAGGCAAUGUGAAUACAAAGAGAACUGAGUUAUUUUUUUAGCUCAAGAGUUCACUUUUUAAAGAAGACCUGAGUUUGGUUCUUUUUAAAGAGGUCUAUAUGUGAAAACAACCAACCAGGUGUAUGUAAAAUAUUGUGAUUUAAAACUUGGGAGAAAACAGAUAUGACUCUUGAGUGUCAAUAGAACGCCGUGUGUUGGCAACAUUAGAGCAUAAAUAUAACCCCAAUAUAACGUUUAUAAACCAAUUUGAUGGAUUGAUGAUGGAUCACUGUGACAUUGGUCUUUAGUCUCGGAUGAAUGAGUUCCCUCUGCUUGUCCUUUUCCUCCAUCUUGUAGAAAUGCGGCCUGGUCCUGAGCUGGAAGCGGGUCCAAGGAGCCUCCGGGAAACUGCAAGGUAAAAACAAAACAGGUACAACACUUCUACUAUAUUUUACCCUCCUUUGCUUGUUAUGUUGUUACCACCGAGUCUAUGCUGUUACCACCGAGUCUAUGCUGUUACCACCAAGUCUAUGCUGUUACCACCAAGUCUAUGCUGUUACCACCGAGUCUAUGUUGUUACCACCGAGUCUAUGUUGUUACCACCAAGUCUAUGUUGUUACUACCGAGUCUAUGUUGUUACCACCAAGUCUAUGCUGUUACCACCAAGUCUAUGCUGUUUGUUACCACCAAGUCUAUGCUGUUUGUUACCACCAAGUCUAUGCUGUUACCACCAAGUCUAUGCUGUUACCACCAAGUCUAUGUUGUUACCACCGAGUCUAUGCUGUUACCACCGAGUCUAUGUUGUUACCACCGAGUCUAUGUUGUUACCACCAAGUCUAUGUUGUUACCACCAAGUCUAUGCUGUUACCACCGAGUCUAUGCUGUUACCACCGAGUCUAUGUUGUUACCACAAGUCUAUGCUGUUACCACCGAGUCUAUGUUGUUACCACCGAGUCUAUGCUGUUACCACCAAGUCUAUGUUGUUACCACCGAGUCUAUGUUGUUACCACCAAGUCUAUGCUGUUACCACCAAAGUCUAUGCUGUUACCACCAAGUCUAUGUUGUUACUAGGGUUGGGCGUUAUCCAGAUUUUGAUAUCAUCAUACCGUCCUUCUCUGACCCCAGGAUUUACGGUAUUACUGGUUUAGUACACAAGGGGGCGCCAAUUUUUUUUUUAACAAUUGGGAAUCUAGAACAGAAUGCUAACAAAAUUAGCACAAGUAAUAGUGAAUUUCCAUGGAGGCUGCUAGCUAAAUAUGCAAAUGAGCGCAAACGAAAAUACAAAUUGCAAAGAGAGGCAAUCCAGCUCAUAAAGUUAUACAUUUCUAGUUAGGAGCUACCGAAUGUAAUUUUGGUUGAGUUUGGACAUUUACAAGCGGACGUGAACAAGAGACAUUGUGCAAAUGAACAGAGUUUUGAUGCUCGGAGAAGAUGGGGGAGGAGCCGAGAAUGGAGAGGAGGGUGAAAAAAACAAGAAAAUCAAGAUAGGAGAGAGAUGGAUAGGAGAGAGAUGGGAGAGAGAUGGAUGGGAGAGCGAUGGGAGGUGGCUGCCGGCCAAAUAGUGUUGCACUGUUGUCGUCUAUUUUCUGCCGAAUGUGUUGCUUCAAUGUAUUUUCUGUGAAGGAAAACUAUAGUUGCACGCCCCUGAUCACUCUAAUGAAGCUAAAAAACACUGUUGGCUUUCAAUAUAAAACGGGACCCCUGUCAAUAGGGGACUCGCCUGCUCCCGUUCUGUCAGUCCUAUCUCUUGUCCCCUGUCUUCUCCCGUUCUGUCAGUCCUAUCUCUUGUCCCCUGUCUUCUCCCGUUCUGUCAGUCCUAUCUCUUGUCCCCUGUCUUUCCCCACCGGAGCGUUCCCUAUCAACCUCUGUGCUGUAACUUCAGUGGAACAUUUCAUCAAACCCUCCCUCUGUGACUGUGGAUAAAACUCUCUCACUCCCUCCCAGUGACUGUGUAAAUCUCUCUCUCUCUCUCUCUAUCUUGCUCUGUGCCUCCCCCCUCUCUCUCUCUGUGCCUCUCUCUCUCUCUCUCUCUCUCUCUGUCUCUCUCUCUCUGUCUCUCUCUCCUCUCCUCUCUCUCUCUCUCUCUCUCUCUCUCUUCUCUCUGUCUCGUCUCUCUCUCUCUCUCUCUCUCUCUCUCUCUCUCUCUCUCUCUGUCUCUGUCUCUCUCUCUCUCCGUCUCUCUCUCUCUCUCUGUGUUGUAGCGUUUGGUUUCUGUGAGUACAAGGAGCCGGAGUCCACCCUGCGUUCCCUGCGUCUGCUACAUGAGCUGGUGCUGGGAGACAAGAAGCUGCUGGUGAAGGUGGAUGCUAAGACCAAGGCCCAGCUGGAGGAAUGGAAGGCUAAGAAGAGGAGCGCCAACGGGGUGAGCGCCCGCACACACACACACACACAGACACACACCACACACACACACACACCACACACACCACACACACACACACACACACCCUGUCUACCAUAAGAGGUGAGCAGACUGGGUUCAGAAAAUAAAAGUUGCACACAUCCUCUCUCCUAGCAGUCCAUCCUCUCUCCUAGCAGUCCAUCCUCUCUCCUAGCAGUCCAUCCUCUCUCCUAGCAGUCCAUCCUCUCUCCUAGCAGUCCACCCUCUCUCCUAGCAGUCCACCCUCUCUCCUAGCAGUCCACCCUCUCUCCUAGCAGUCCACCCUCUCUCCUAGCAGUCCACCCUCUCUCCUAGCAGUCCACCCUCUCUCCUAGCAGUCCACCCUCUCUCCUAGCAGUCCACCCUCUCUCCUAGCAGUGAGCAUUUCAUGAACAACAUUUCGUCUCACAGGUCUUCAUUAGGGACAAUACCAGUAUCACGAUAUUAUUAUUCUUAUAUAUUAUACUAGUAUCAUGGCAAGGAAACAAAGCGGAUUUAACUUCUUUAGGAAAACAGCCCUAAUGUUGGAAACAAACGUCAUGACGUUGUUAUCCAGAGUCCAAAAAAAUAAAUUUCUAAUUUUCUAUAGCACACAAUAUUUUACAUAAAGCAGGUUUUUAAAGCACCGAAGAGUUUGGUGUGCUUCGUGUUUUUUUUAUUUUUGGAAAAAAUAUUGCGAUAGUGGUAUCGUCCUGGCCCUAGUCAGAGCAGAGCAGAGCAGACUUGGUUAACAUGGCUUCUGUGCAGUACACACUACAAAAUCCAACCUGAAUAUUCCUCUUUUUCAUUACUUUUCUUUUCUAUUCUCUUGUCUUUCUCUCCUCUCAUAGGGAGCCAAGUCUGAGGACGGGCCCAAGGACGAGGAGGAUGAGGAAGAGGUUCUUGACGAGGACACAAAGCGUCGUGACCAGAUAGUGAAGGGGGCCAUCGAGGGGUUGAUCCGGGAGUACGGCAGUGAGCUCAACGCCCCCUCUCAGGACGGAGACAACCACCCCCGCAAGAAGAAGAGGGAGAAGAAGGAGGAGGUAGGAGGAGGAGGAGGAGGAGGAGGAGGAGGAGGAGGAGGAGGAGGAGGUAGGAGGGGUGGGAGGAGGAGGAGGGAGGAGGAGGAGGAGGAGGUAGGAGGAGGAGGGGGGAGGAGGAGGAGGAGGAGGGGGAGGAGGAGGGGGAGGAGGAGGUAGGAGGAGGAGGUAGGAGGAGGUGGAGGAGGAGGAGGUGGAGGAGGAGGUAGGAGGAGGAGGAGGAGGAGGGGGAGGAGGAGGAGGGGGAGGAGGAGGAGGGGGAGGAGAGGAGGAGAAGGAGGAGGUGGGAGGAGGAGUAGCAUCACCACUGAACAGAGGAUAUCUACAGUGCCUUCAGAAAAUAUUCAGACCCCUUGACCUUUUCCACAUUUUGUUACGUUACAGCCUUAUUCUUAAAAUGGAUUACAUUUGUUUUUUUCCUCAUCAAUGUACACACAAUACCCCAUAAUGACAAAGCAAAAACAGGUUUUUAGAAAUUGUAGCUAUUUAUAAAAAAUAAAAAAACUGAAAUAUUAAAUUGAAUUAAGUAUUCAGACCCUUUACUCAGUACUUUGUUAAAGCACCUUUGGCAGUGAUUACAGCCUCCAGUCUUCUUGGGUAUGACGCUACAAGCUUGGCACACCUGUAUUUGGGGAGUUUCUCCCAUUCUUCUCUGCAGAUCCUCUCAAGCACUGUCAGGUUGGAUGGCGAGCGUUGCUGCACAGCUAUUUUCAGGUCUCUCCAGAGAUGUUCGAUCGGGUUCAAGUCCGGGCUCUGGCUGGGCCACUCAAGGACAUUCAGAGACUUGUCCCGAAGCCACUCCUGCAUUGUCUUGGCUGUGUGCUUAGGGUCGUUGUCCUGUUGGAAGGUGAACCUUCGCCCCAGUUUGAGGUCCUGAGAGCUCUGGAGCAGGUUUUCAUCAAGGAUCUCUCUGUUCUUUGCUCUGUUCAUCUUUGCCUCAAUCCUGACUAGUCUCCCAGUCCCUGCCGCUGAAAAACAUCCCCACAGCAUGAUGCUGCCACCACCAUGCUUCACCGUAGGGAUGGUGCCAGGUUUCCUCCAGAUGUGACACUUGGCAUUCAGGCCAAAGAGUUUAAUCUUGGUUUCAUCAGAGAGUCCUUUAGGUGCCUUUUGGCAAACUCCAAGCAGGCUGUCAUGUGCCUUUUACUGAGGAGUGGCUUCCGUCUGGCCACUCUACCAUAAAGGCCUGCUGGGUGGAGUGCUGCAGAGAUGGUUGUCCUUCUGGAUGGUUUUCCCAUCUCCACAGAGGAACUCUGGAGCUCUGUCAGAGUGACCAUCGGGUUCUUAGUCAACUCCCUGACUAAGGCCCUUCUCCCCCGAUUGCUCAGUUUGGCCGGGCGGCCAGCUCUAGGAAGAGUCUUGGUGGUUCCAAACUUCUUCCAUUUAAGAAUGAUGGAGGCCACUGUGUUCUUGGGAACCUUCAAUGCUGCAUAAAUGUUUUUGUACCCUUCCCCAGAUCUGUGCCUCGACACAAUCCUGUCUCGGAGCUAUUUCUAAAAACCUGUUUUCGUUUUGUCAUUAAGGGGGAUUGUGUGUAGAUUGCUGUGGAUUUUAUUCAAUCCAUUUUAGAAUAAGGCUGUAACGUAACAAAAUGUGGAAAAAGUCAAGCGGUCUGAAUACUUUCCGAAGGAACUGUACGCUUGUAAAUUAGAAUAGAGUAUAUGACUGCAAGGUACCAGUAAAUACCACUAAUACUGCUGUUAAUGAUGCACUUGCUUCUGGUUAACCUGAAAGUCCUCACCCCAUUUCUCCUAUUUAAAUCCUAGCGAGUGAUGAGAGAUUGUUAUCUUAUCAAUGUGUUUUACAUGGAGGAUGUUUGUUUCUUGACUUGUUUUCCAGGAGGAGGUAAUGACCUGCAGCCAUUUUAGUUUUUUCAGUAAAUAUAAGUGCUACGCUACACCUGGUCCUUGUUCGGUAGCUUGGUGGUAGGAGAAGGACAUGUUAUGAACCUGACAUCAUGUUUGUUUACCUGUGUCCCAGGAGGACAUCAAUGUGAUGGAGAUGGAGGAUGACAAACGAGACCUGAUAUCCAGAGAGAUCAGUAAAUUCAGAGACACUCACAAGGUAACUCCACUAUUCUCUUAACAUAACACUCAAAUUAGGCUUUUGGACAAAGAAACUACAAUACCCACAUCUAGAUUAGACCUAGUGUAGUUUCAACAUCCCUGUCAAGGACUGGACUACAAAUUCAUAUAUUGACCCCCCCCCCUGUUUCUAAGAUCAUAACAUUGAUUUCAAAUGUUGUCCACAACAGUAGUUCAGAUGUUUGCUAAUUUGUUCAAUUGAACUUGAAAUUGAGGACUAUUAAACAGUGUGUGGGAUGUCCAUCAGUCAACAAUUAUAUAUAUUUCAGUAGCCCCAACAGCGUAGCGUAGUGUUGGAUCAACUGUUCACAAUAGUGACUUGGGGUAAAACCAUGCAGUUAAAACAGCCAGAUAGAGAGGAGGGUAAAGUGCAUGGACUUACUGUAAAAGGUUCCUUAAAGCUAAUCUAUUGAUUAUAACCCCACCGUUGUGGUAGACGUCAUAUGGUGACUAAAUCAAGAUGAAUCUCAGAGCUUUUGGGGGAAAAGUGUGCGAGGAAUAGGAUGUAAGUAUCAUCUUUCAUUUAUUCUCUCUACUUCUCGGGCGCUCCCUUCUGGAGGACUUGCAAAGGAGCAACUGGCUCUGAUUGGUUCCCGGUCCAAAAGUAGUGCACUGUAUUAGAGAAUCGGGGGGUGCCAUUUUGCAUACACCCGUGUAUUUUUAAAAUAGUUGGCAUGGUUAAAAAGGGUUGGCCCACCGGUUGUGUGAGUACAAGGCCAGAGAGCCCAGUGAACCUAUGCAGGUCCUACUGUUCUGAAUGACGUGUUGGAAGAAGGCAGACUAAGGUCAUUUUUCCAUAAUUCCCCUGUUUUCCAGAAAUCCUGGUUGGAAUAUUUUUGGAAAACCAGGGCAUUUUGGGAAAGUAACCGGAGUGAAUAACCACUGCAGCUGUUUGAUCAGCCUGUAGUCUGUAGUGUAGGGUACUAAAGCAGGGAGCGCCCCUCCACAGCAGUACCUGGAGUUCUGAAGACUAGACAGGUAAGACUUUCUAUCUGUCUUUUAUCCUCCUCCCGCUUUCUCGUCCUCUCCCUCCCUCUCCCUCCCUCUCUCUCUCUCUCUCUCUCUCCCUCUCUCUCUCCCUCUCCCUCUCCCUCUCUCUGUCUCUCUGUCUCUCUGUCUCUCUGUCUCUCUGUCUCUCUGUCUCUCUGUCUCUCUGUCUCUCUCUCUCUCUCUCUCUCUCUCUCUCUCUCUAAUUCUCUGUUCUCUAAUUCUCUGUUCUCUAUCUUUCUACCUGUCUUGUCUUACCUAUCUCUUUAUUAUGUUAAAGAAAAACGUUGUUUAGUGACGUCACAGAAUGGUCAAAUAUUGUUUUAUGCUGCUUAUUUUCUAACUCUAAUAGACUUGGAAGGUUAGGGUUAAGCAGUUCAAUAUGCCUAUCAUAUACAGUGUGUAGGUGGAACAUGAAGGUCCAAGCAUUUCAAAGAACAUUUACAAAUAAAAUCCUUUGUUUUAUUGAUAAGAUUUGACUUUGAGUAUUGCUUAGCCACACUAAACACCACACAUCUAGUGCCAGAAUCACCUAUUGCCUCAUCACCAGGGGACUGUUGAGUCAGGUAAUUACAGACAGGACAGGGGACUGUUGAGUCAGGUAAUUACAGACAGGACAGGGGACUGUUGAGUCAGGUAAUUACAGACAGGACAGGGGACUGUUGAGUCAGGUAAUUACAGACAGGACAGGGGACUGUUGAGUCAGGUAAUUACAGACAGGACAGGGGACUGUUGAGUCAGGUAAUUACAGACAGGACAGGGGACUGUUGAGUCAGGUAAUUACAGACAGGACAGGGGACUGUUGAGUCAGGUAAUUACAGACAGGACAGGGGACUGUUGAGUCAGGUAAUUACAGACAGGACAGGGGACUGUUGAGUCAGGUAAUUACAGACAGGACAGGGGACUGUUGAGUCAGGUAAUUACAGACAGGACAGGGGACUGUUGAGUCAGGUAAUACAGACAGGACAGGGGACUGUUGAGUCAGGUAAUUACAGACAGGACAGGGGACUGUUGAGUCAGGUAAUUACAGACAGGACAGGGGACUGUUGAGUCAGGUAAUUACAGACAGGACAGGGACUGUUGAUUCCCAGGGGACUGUUGAGUCAGGUAAUUACAGACAGGACAGGGGACUGUUUAGUCAGGUAAUUACAGACAGGACAGGGGACUGUUUAGUCAGGUAAUUACAGACAGGACAGGGGACUGUUGAGUCAGGUAAUUACAGACAGGACAGGGGACUGUUGAGUCAGGUAAUUACAGACAGGACAGGGGACUGUUGAGUCAGGUAAUUACAGACAGGACAGGGGACUGUUGAGUCAGGUAAUUACAGACAGGACAGGGGACUGUUGAGUCAGGUAAUUACAGACAGGACAGGGGACUGUUGAGUCAGGUAAUUACAGACAGGACAGGGGACUGUUGAGUCAGGUAAUUACAGACAGGACAGGGGACUGUUGAGUCAGAGGUAAGUCCAGACAGGACAGGGGACUGUUGAGUCAGGUAAGUCCAGACAGGACAGGGGACUGUUUAGUCAGGUAAUUACAGACAGGACAGGGGACUGUUGAGUCAGGUAAUUACAGACAGGACAGGGGACUGUUGAGUCAGGUAAUUACAGACAGGACAGGGGACUGUUGAGUCAGGUAAUUACAGACAGGACAGGGGACUGUUGAGUCAGGUAAUUACAGACAGGACAGGGGACUGUUGAGUCAGGUAAUUACAGACAGGACAGGGGACUGUUGAGUCAGGUAAUUACAGACAGGACAGGGGACUGUUGAGUCAGGUAAUUACAGACAGGACAGGGGACUGUUGAGUCAGGUAAUUACAGACAGGACAGGGGACUGUUGAGUCAGGUAAUUACAGACAGGACAGGGGACUGUUGAGUCAGAGGUAAGUCCAGACAGGACAGGGGACUGUUGAGUCAGGUAAUUACAGACAGGACAGGGGACUGUUUAGUCAGGUAAUUACAGACAGGACAGGGGACUGUUGAGUCAGGUAAUUACAGACAGGACAGGGGACUGUUUAGUCAGGUAAUUACAGACAGGACAGGGGACUGUUGAGUCAGGUAAUUACAGACAGGACAGGGGACUGUUGAGUCAGGUAAUUACAGACAGGACAGGGGACUGUUGAGUCAGGUAAUUACAGACAGGACAGGGGACUGUUGAGUCAGGUAAUUACAGACAGGACAGGGGACUGUUGAGUCAGAGGUAAGUCCAGACAGGACAGGGGACUGUUGAGUCAGGUAAUUACAGACAGGACAGGGGACUGUUGAGUCAGGUAAUUACAGACAGGACAGGGGGACUGUUUAGUCAGGUAAUUACAGACAGGACAGGGGACUGUUGAGUCAGAGGUAAGUCCAGACAGGACAGGGAACAUUCUAGAACAUCAGUUUUAUCCAAAGGGAAGUGAGAGGUGUAGUGAACUCUUGGCUAAAUCUCUUCCAGCUUUCUCUCUGUUCUUAUAUUUCCUCUCCUUCCUCUCUGACAGGACAGGAGACCCAUAGUUUAGUUUCUCUUAUACUGAUCCACUAUCCAGCACAACAUUAUCCAAUGGCAUUUGACCAGCUCAAAUCUAUUACCAUCAUAAUGGCUUUCAUAGUGAAGGGCACAUAGCCAUAGCCUUUUGUAGCAAGGUACCACAUUAGUGAGGUACCGUAUUAGCGAGGUACCGUAUUAGCAAGGUACCAUAUUAGCGAUGUACCGUAUUAGCGAUGUACCGUAUUAGCGAGGUACCGUAUUAGCGAGGUACCGUAUUAGCGAUGUACCGUAUUAGCGAUGUACCGUAUUAGCGAUGUACCGUAUUAGCGAGGUACCGUAUUAGCAAGGUACCGUAUUAGCAAGGUACCAUAUUAGUGAAGGACCAUAUCUCUAUGUAUGUAAGGGCUGUUGGCACUCUGUCUCCCUCUUUGUCUGGUGUGUGAGUUGUGUUAAUCACUCUGUUGGUCUGAGACGAUCUGAUGACGGACAUCAGAAGACUACCUCUGGGUAAGACCCGCUCUAUGAUUUCAUUCCUUUACCCAAACUGGAAUACCUAACUGCAUUGGCUCUCUCUCUCUCUAACACCAAUGUAAAAGAUCACAAUUUUGUAUCUAAACGCUAGUCUUUUUAAUGUGUUGUGAUAUAACUGGGUAAUGUGUACAGUAAAUUAAUCACUGGUCAUUUGUAAGGGAUCGUUUGGACAGAUAUAUUUCCACUUUAAUUUGUUUCUGUGAACUUGACCUGAUCUUCCUCACAGGAGUAGCUUGUAGGUUUGUAGGGGCAGAGACAGACGUGCUGAGUGAGUCCAUAGUUCAUCACCUGUAAGUCACAAACAAACAACCAAUUGGCUCCACAGAGGAUCCAUCUCUAUUUCCUGUUUCACUGAGAGAAAUGUCUAGAACCUUGAUCUGUAUUUUUGUGGUAUUAAUGCAUAAAACAACAACAAAGUUGUUUUGUUUCACUUAGAAAUAUUUUUAAGGCCGUUCAAAUAUUUUGAAGGCCGCUAGCGAAAUGAUUUAUGGUUACUAGAUAAAGUGAUUUCCAGCAUCUCCAGAUGGGGAAAUAUUUUGGCUGUGAGAAGUCACCGGCUUCAUUAAUAAGUGCAUCGACAAAGUCGUCCCCACAAUUACCGUACGUACAUACCCCAACCAGAAGCCAUGGAUUACAGGAAACAUCCGCACUGAGUUUAAGGCUAGAGCUGCCGCUUUCAAGUAGCGGGACACUAAUCCGGACGCUUAUAAGAAAUCCUGCUAAGACCUCCAGCAAGCCAUAAAACAGGCAAAGAGUACAAGUCCUGGUAAUCCGUCUGGCCCUGCAGCCUUGUCAAUGUUGACCUGUUUAAAGGUCUUAAUCACAUCGGCUACGGCGAGCGUGAUCACACAGGAACAGUCCGGAACAGCUGGUGCUCUCAUGCUUGCUUCAGUGUUGCUUGCCUCGAAGCGCGCAUAGGAGUCAUUUUAGCUUGUCUGGUAGGCUCACGUCACUGGGCAGCUCGCGGCUGGGCUUCCCUUUUGUAAUCCUAAAUAGUUUGCAAGCCCUGCCACAUCCGACGAGCGUCGGAGCCAGUGUAGUAGGAUAGUUUGCAAGCCCUGCCACAUCCGACGAGCGUCGGAGCCGGUGUAGUAGGAUAGUUUGCAAGCCCUGCCACAUCCGACGAGCGUCGGCGCCGGUGUAGUAGGAUAGUUUGCAAGCCCUGCCACAUCCGACGAGCGUCGGAGCCGGUGUAGUAGGAUAGUUUGCAAGCCCUGCCACAUCCUACGAGCGUCGGCGCCGGUGUAGUAGGAUAGUUUGCAAGCCCUGCCACAUCCGACGAGCGCCGGUGUAGUAGGAUAGUUUGCAAGCCCUGCCACAUCCGACGAGCGUCGGCGCCGGUGUAGUAGGAUAGUUUGCAAGCCCUGCCACAUCCGACGAGCGCCGGCGCCGGUGUAGUAGGAUAGUUUGCAAGCCCUGCCACAUCCGACGAGCGCCGGCGCCGGUGUAGUAGGAUAGUUUGCAAGCCCUGCCACAUCCGACGAGCGCCGGUGCCGGUGUAGUAGGAUUCCAUCCUAGUCCUCUAUUCAUGCUUUAGCUGUUUGAUGGUUCGUCUGAGUGCGUAGCCGGAUUUCUUAUAAGCGUUCGGGUUAGAGUCUUGUUCCUUAAAAGCGGCAGCUCUACCCUUUAGCUCAGUGCUGAUGUUGCCUGUAAUCCAUGGCUUCUGAUUGGUGUAUGUACGUACGGUCACUAUGGAGACAACUCCUCUACUUCCUGUAGAAACUGUGUUGUCUGGUGAAUACAGCAGCAGAGUGAUAACACAGGGUACUCAUCUACUUCCUGUAGAAACUGUGUUGUCUGGUGAAUACAGCAGCAGAGUGAUAACACAGGGUACUCAUCUACUUCCUGUAGAAACUGUGUUGUCUGGUGAAUACAGCAGCAGAGUGAUAACACAGGGUACUCAUCUACUUCCUGUAGAAACUGGAGGAGGAGAAGGGAAAGAAAGAGCAGGAACGGCAGGAGAUCGACAAGGACAGGAGGGAGAGGGACAAGGAGAGGGAGAGAGAGAGGGAGCGCCGGGACCGCGAGAGGGAGAAGGAGAGAGAGAAGGAGCUGGAAAGAAACGACAACAACAAGGAGAGAGAGCGGGACAGAGACCGGAUCGAUCGGGACCGGGACCGUGACCGGACGAGGGAGAGGGGAGAGAGAGGAGAGAGGGAGCGUGUGAAGGAGAGGAGUCGAGAAAUCAGCAAAGACCGCAGUAGAUCCAGGUUGGUAUGAGGUUAACACUGAAACAGCCUGAACCCAGAUCCAGGUUGGUAUGAGGUUAACUCUGAAACAGCCUGAACCCAGAUCUAGGUUGGUAUGAGGUUAUCACUGAAACAGCCUGAACCCAGAUCCAGGUUGGUAUGAGGUUAACACUGAAACAGCCUGAACCCAGAUACAGGUUGGUAUGAGGUUAACACUGAAACAGCUUGAUCCCAGAUCCAGGUUGGUAUGAGGUUAACACUGAAACAGCCUGAUCCAGGUUGGUAUGAGGUUAACACUGAAACAGCCUGAACCCAGAUCCAGGUUGGUAUGAGGUUAACACUGAAACAGCCUGAACCCAGAUCCAGGUUGGUAUGAGGUUAACACUGAAACAGCCUGAACCCAGAUCCAGGUUGGUAUGAGGUUAACACUGAAACAGCCUGAACCCAGAUCCAGGUUGGUAUUGAGUUUGAGUUUGAGUUUGAGUUUAUUUUUACAGGGACAGUGCACAUUAAUCAACGUUUCAGUAAAAGUGCCGGUUUUAGCCAGCCGGCUAAUUUUCAACCGCAGUCCCUGGGCAGGUUAUUAAAAACAAUUACAAUAUAGACAAUAACAACAUAGAACAAGACGUAGCAUACAGACAUAGCAACAUAGGACAAGCAAGACGUAGCAUACAGACAGAGCAACAUAGAACAAAAAGCAGCAAGACAAAAUUCAUAAAAGCAACAAAGUGUUUCCACACCUCACAAGUUACAGACAACAGACAUGGAAAGCGGCAACACACAGCUAGGGACCAUGUUCACAAAUCUGAUUGACCUUUAGCCAUGUCUUCAAGCAUUUUGUGAAAUUGUGAUAUGUGGUGCAGUUAUGUGUGUCUGAUGGCAGUGUAUUCCAGACAUGGGAAGCUCUCACAGAAAAAGCAGAUUUACCAAAGGUGCUUUUCCUUAGGGGAACUACACAGUCACCUCUCAUGGCAGACCUUGUGGAUCUGCUGCCAUAUGUUUGGGUUUUCUGUUUAACAAAAAUACUGAGUGGAGGGGGAGCCAAACCAUUUAGGAUCUUGAAUACAAGACAUGCAUCGGUGUAUUGCACAAGAUUUUCCCAACUCAGGAGCUCAUGCUUUCUAAGGAUGUGACAGUGAUGAUGGCUAUUGGGCUUCCUAUCAAGCACUUUGAGAGCCUGUUUGUAGACAGACUGAAUAGGUCUUACUGUUGUACAGCAAGCUUGGGCCCAACUAGUCAAGCAGUAUGUUAAGUGGGGGAUUAUCAUAGAUUUGAAGUACAGUUUUGCUACCUCUGUAGUCAAACAAUUUCGUAUAAAUCGGAAAUUAGCUAGGUUGAAUUUGGUUAUUUGAAUUACCUUUUUCACAUGCUUUUUAAAAGAGAGGUUGGAAUCAAGUAUGAUGCCAAGGUACUUAAAAUCAGAUACCCCCUGGAGCUUCUCCCCUGACACAUAGACUUCUGGCUCAGUAGCAUCUGUUGCCCCCUUUGUGAAGAACAUGCAAACAGUUUUUUUCACAUUGAGAUGCAAACACGAGUCACUGAGCCACUUUGUAACCUGGACCAUUACAGUAGUGAGUUCUUGUGCAGCUUGUUGUUUGCUCUUUGCAUGCACAUAUAUCACUGUAUCAUCUGCAUACAUUUGAACUUCAGACCCAGUACAGACAGAAGGCAGAUCAUUAAUGUACAGGCUGAACAGGAGGGGCCCCAGUAUUGACCCUUGGGGCACACCCACAUCAUAGCUAAGAGUGGGCGACAGCUCAUUGCUCACUCUGACACACUGAGUUCUGCCUUCAAGGUAUGAUUUCAUCCAUCUCAAGGCAUCGGGGGAAAAGUUGAACUUGGACAAUUUUGUGAUGAGAAUCUCAUGGUUAACAGUAUCAAAAGCCUUCCUUAGGUCCAGAAACACAGCCCCAACAACGCCCCCUUUGUCCAUCUUGGACUUCACAUUUUCCAGAAAAAAGCAGUUGGCCAUUUCUGUGGAGUGUUUCGCUCUGAAGCCAAACUGCAUGGAAUGUAAUGUGAAGGGGCUGUUGUUGAGGUGGGCAAUCAGUUGUUCUGCUACACACUUUUCAACAACCUUUGACACCACAGGUAGUAUACUAAUGGGCCUGUAGUUACUCACGUCAGCAGUAUGAGGUUUCAGUGUAUGAGGUUAACACUGAAACAGCCUGAACCCAGAUCUAGGUUGGUAUGAGGUUAACACUGAAACAACCUGAUCCCAGAUCCAGGUUGGUAUGAGGUUAACACUGAAACAGCCUGAACCCAGGUACAGGUUGGUAUGAGGUUAACACUGAAACAGCCUGAUCCAGGUUGGUAUGAGGUUAACACUGAAACAGCCUGAACCCAGAUCCAGGUUGGUAUGAGGUUAACACUGAAACAGCCUGAUCCAGGUUGGUAUGAGGUUAACACUGAAACAGCCUGAACCCAGAUCCAGGUUGGUAUGAGGUUAACACUGAAACAGCCUGAUCCAGGUUGGUAUGAGGUUAACACUGAAACAGCCUGAACCCAGAUCCAGGUUGGUAUGAGGUUAACACUGAAACAGCCUGAACCCAGAUCCAGGUUGGUAUGAGGUUAACACUGAAACAGCCUGAACCCAGAUCCAGGUUGGUAUGAGGUUAACACUGAAACAGCCUGAACCCAGAUCCAGGUUGGUAUGAGGUUAACACUGAAACAGCCUGAACCCAGAUCCAGGUUGGUAUGAGGUUAACACUGAAACAGCCUGAACCCAGAUCCAGGUUGGUAUGAGGUUAACACUGAAACAGCCUGAACCCAGAUCCAGGUUGGUAUGAGGUUAACACUGAAACAGCCUGAACCCAGAUCCAGGUUGGUAUGAGGUUAACACUGAAACAGCCUGAACCCAGAUCCAGGUUGGUAUGAGGUUAACACUGAAACAGCCUGAACCCAGAUCCAGGUUGGUAUGAGGUUAACACUGAAACAGCCUGAACCCAGAUCCAGGUUGGUAUGAGGUUAACACUGAAACAGCCUGAACCCAGAUCCAGGUUGGUAUGAGGUUAACGCUAUAUGACCUUCCUCUCUGUUAUUCAGACAUCUGGGCCUGUAUUCAUAAAUAAUCUCAGAGUAGUCAGAGGAGUGCUGAUCUAGGAUUGGUGUUGCCUUUUUAGAUCAUAAUGAAUAAGAUUACACAGACGGGGCAACUGAUCCCAGAUCUGCACCCCUGCUCUGAAACGCUGGUCAGCUGUAGAAGUGGUGAGUGUUUGAAGUCACAUCUCUGUGUGUCUCUUCCUGUAGAGAACGGAGCCGCGAUGAAAAGAAGCACGACCGUGAGGAGGACCAGGAGGAGGCGUACGAACGCAGGAAACAGCAGAGGAAGAUGAGAGACAAGGAGACUGCCUACCAGGAAGUGAGUUAGACACGUAGUCCCACGUUGACGAGGCUUGGGCCGAAUUUAUACCCUACGGAAGUACGCAACGCAAUAACUACAUUUAGCUACGGACAACAUGGUAAUCCUGUGUGGAUCGUAUGUAUGUAGGAUUGCCAUUUUGCCUAGCUAAUUGUUUUUUUUGCGAUAGGUACUUUGUGUACGGUGUAAAUUAGGCUUUACCACUGCAAUAUAGUGGCAUAGCAUGGAACUGCAUGGAACACAGCCAGUCGUGGAACACAGCCAGUCUGACAACUCUUUCUGAUGUGCCGUUCCCUCAGGCCUAAGGCACUUAGGGUGCGUCCCAAAUUGCACCCUAUUCCCUGUAUAGCGCACUGCUUUUGACCAGAGCCCCAAUGGCCCUGGUGCCCUGUAUAGGCAAUAUAACAUCUGUCUAUAUGCAUGCACAUUAUGAACGGAUGCUGAUUGGCUGAAACAGGAUUCUAGCUGUGUGUUCAUAUCAGGCCUGUUUUUGAUUCAGGGUUGUUGUUGCUGUUUCUUUCAGCGUCUGAAGAACUGGGAGAUCAGAGAGAGGAAGAAGGCUCGGGACUACGACAAAGAGAACCAGCGUGAGGAGGAGAAACGCCGUGAGAUGGUAAUAGACAUCAACGUUUUUUAAAGCAAAAAUCAAUAAAUGGAUUUGUAUUUCUUUAUUGUUGGACACAAAAGACUGAAAACACCAGCAAAUCAUCUCCAAUUGAUUUUGUUGGAAAUCUGUUCCAAAGUAUUCGCACGCAUAAUAUAGAUAUAUGUGAUCGUAUAGGAGUAGAGAGUAUUCUAGGGAGGGAGGAGUAGAGAGGAUUCUAGGGAGGGAGGAGUAGAGAGUAUUCUAGGGAGGGAGGAGUAGAGAGUAUUCUAGGGAGGGAGGAGUAGAGAGUAUUCUAGGGAGGGGGGAGUAGAGAGUAUUCUAGGGAGGGGGGAGUGGAGAGUAUUCUAGGGAGGGAGGAGUGGAGAGUAUUCUAGGGAGGGAGGAGUGGAGAGUAUUCUAGGGAGGGGGGAGUAGAGAGUAUUCUAGGGGAGGGAGUAGUAGAGAGUAUUCUAGGUAGGGAGGAGUAGAGAGUAUUCUAGGGAGGGAGGAGUGGAGAGUAUUCUAGGAGGGAGGAGUAGAGAGUAUUCUAGGGGGGAGGAGUAGAGAGUAUUCUAGGGAUGGUGGGUGAGUAGAGAGUAUUCUAGGGAGGGGAGGAGUAGAGAGUAUUCUAGGGAGGGAGGAGUAGAGAGUAUUCUAGGGAGGGGGGAGGAGAGAGUAUUCUAGGGAGGGGGGAGGAGAGAGUAUUCUAGGGAGGGGGGAGUAGGGAGUAUUCUAGGGAGGGAGGAGUAGAGAGUAUUCUAGGGAGGGAGGAGUAGAUAGUAUUCUAGGGAGGGAGGAGUAGAGAGUAUUAUAGGGAGGGGGGGGAGGAGAGAGUAUUCUAGGGAUGGGAGGAGUAGAAGAUAUUCUAGGGAGGGGUGGAGUAGAGAGUAUUCUAGGAGGGAGGAGUAGAGAGUAUUCUAGGGAGGGAGGAAGUAGAGAGUAUUCUAGGGAGGGAGGAGUAGAGAGUAUUCUAGGGAGGGAGGAAAGUAGAGAGAGUAUUCUAGGGAGGAGGAGUAGAGAGUAUUCUAGGGAGGGAUGAGUAGAGAGUAUUCUAGGGAGGGAGGAGUAGAGAGUAUUCUAGGGAGGGAGGAGUAGAGAGUAUUCUAGGGAGGGAGGGAGUAGAGAGUAUUCUAGGGAGGGAGGAGUAGAGAGUAUUCUAGGGAGGGAGGAGUAGAGAGUAUUCUAGGGAGGGAGGAGUAGAGAGGUAUUCUAGGGAGGGAUGAGUAGAGAGUAUUCUAGGGAGGGAGGAGUAGAGUAUUCUAGGGAUGGGAGGAGUGAGAGUAUUCUAGGGAGGGAGGAGUAGAGAGUAUUCUAGUGGAGGGAGGAGUAGAGAGUAUUCUAGGGAGGGGAGGAGUUAGGGAGUAUUCUAAGGGAGGGAGGGUAGUGAGAGUAUUCUAGGGAGGGGGGAGUAGAGAGUAUUCUAGGGAGGGAGGAGUAGAGAGUAUUCUAGGGAGGGAGGAGUAGAGAGUAUUCUAGGGAGGGAGGAGUUAGGGAGUAUUCUAGGGAGGGAGGAGUUAGGGAGUAUUCUAGGAGGGAGGAGUGGAGAGUAUUCUAGGGAGGGAGGAGUAGAGGUAUUCUAGGGAGGGAGGAGUAGAGAGUAUUCUAGGGAGGGAGUAGAGGAAUAUUCUAGGGAGGGGGAGGGAGAGUAUUCUAGGGAGGGGGAGAUAGAGAAUAUUCUAGGGAGGGGGAAGUAGAGAGUAUUCUAGGGAGGGAGGGAGUAGAGAGUAUUCUAGGGAAGGGGAGUAGAGAGUUUUUCUAGGGAGGGAGGGAGUAGAGAGUAUUCUAGGGAGGGAGGAAGUGAGAGUAUUCUAGGGAGGGAGGUAUAGAGAUAUUCUAGGGGGGAGGAAUGAGAGUAUUCUAGGGAGGGAGGAGUAGAGAGUAUUCUAGGGAGGGAGGAGUGAGAGUAUUUCUAGGGAGGGAGGAAAGUAGAGUAGAGAGUCUUCUAGGGAGGGAGGAAGGAGGCAAGUAGAGAGUAGAGAGUAGAGGAGUAUUCUAGGGAGGGAGGAGUAGAAGGUAUUUAGGAGGAAGGGAGUAGAGGAUGCUAGGGAGGGCAGGAGUAGAGUAGAGAGUAUUCUAGGGAGGGAGGGUAGAGAGUAAUUAUAGGGAGGGAGGAGAGUAGAGAGAUUCUAGGGAGGGAGGAGUAGAAGAGUAUAUUCUAGGGAGGGAGGAGUGGAGAGUAUUCUAGGGAGGGGAGAGUAUUAUAGGGAGGCAGGAGUAGAGAGUAUUCUAGGGAGGGAGGUUGUUAGCGAUAGUUUCUAGGGAGGGAGGAGUAGAGAGUAUUUAGGAGAGGAGUGGAGGACUCUGGAUACAUGGAGGAAUGUUAUCUCUCGUGGACAGAUGCACGUAAAAUAACUGGUAUUGUAGCGUCUGUCAACCGACUGGGAUUAGACAACUAUGGAGUAUCUUUUCUAACACGUUUCACCCCAGAACUGAAUCGAGCAUCUGACUCAAUUACUAGAGAGUUGAGUUGUGUGUUUCUGAGAUCAGGAGUAAUGUAAUCCUGUGUUGUUCCUCCUCCUCCAGACUAAAGAAGGCAAGCGUCUGAAAGAGUUCCUGGAGGACUAUGACGACGACCGCGACGAUCUGAAAUACUACAGGUGACCUUAACCCCUGACCUUAACCCCUGACCUUAACCCCUGACCUUAACCCCUGACCUAACCCCUGACCUUAACAUUUUCCUUGUUUUACUAUCCUGGUAAGGACUUUAAGGGAUUUCCAGUACCCACCAGCAUAGUAAUACAAGCCUGCGCAUGCACACACGCGCACACGCACACACACGCACACACACACAUAUACAGUGAGCUCCAUAAUUCAUUGGACAGUGACAUUUUUUUUGUUAUUUUGGUUCUGUACUCUAGCACUUUGAGUUUGAAAGGAUACAAUGACAAUGAGGGUGAAGUGCAGACUGUCAGCUUUAAUUUGAGGGUAUUUUCAUACAUAUCGGAUGAACCGUUUAGAAAUGACAGCACCUUUUGUACAUGGUCCCCCCAUUUUAAGGUACUACAAGUAUUUGUUAAAUUGGCUUCACAGAUGUGUGUCGUUAGGCAGGUGUAUUCAUUUGUGUCGUUAGUGAAUGCAGGAGAGCUGUUGAUGAAUAGCAUUGAUUCUAGACUUUGCUAUUGCCUUUGGAGGUUGUUGUUGGGGUGUGACAACAUGAGGAAGACAGCCGGGUCGAUGCAAAUGAAGCUGGCCGUCAUAAGGCUCAGAAAUGAAAAUCAAUCAAUCAGGAACAUUGCAAAAACCCUGGCCAUGCCCAAGUCAACAGUUUGGUUCAUCAUUAACAAGAAAAAACAACCGGUGAACUCAAUUAUGUCAAAAGACCCGGUAGACCGAGGAAGACCACUGUAGUGGAUGACCGGAGGAGAAUACUCUCUAUGGUGAAGAAAACCCCCCUGACAACAGCCCAACAGAUCAAAAACACUCUCCUGGAUGCAGGUGUAGAUGUGUCAAAGUCUACCAUACGUAGAAGACUACACCAGCAGGACUACAGAGGGUACACUACAAGAUGCAAACCACUGAUAAGCCUGAAGAACAGAAAGGCGAGAUUACAGUUUGCCUAAAAAGCACCUAAAAGAGCCCCAAGAGUUCUGGAAAAAAGUAUUGUGGACAGAUGAGACAAAGAUUAACAUGUACCAGAGUGAUGGAAAGAGGAAAGUGUGGAGAAAAAAAAGAAAUGCCCAUGAUCCAAAGCAUACCACCUCAUCCGUGAAACAUGGUGGAGGGGGUGUUAUGGCUUGGGCCUGUAUGGCUGCCAGUGGAAUAGGCUCACUUGUCUUCAUCGAUGAUGUGACUGCAGACAGAAGUAGAACAAUGAAUUCUGAAGUCUAUAGAAAUAUUUUAUCUGCUCAGAUAAAACCAAAUGCCUCCAAACUCAUUGGACGGCACUUCAUCAUGCAACAAGACAAUGACCCUAAACAUACUGCUAGAGCAACAAAGGGGUUUUUGAUGGCCAAAAAGUGGAAAAUCCUUGACUGGCCGAGUCAAUCACCGGAUCUGAAUCCAAUUGAACAUGCAUUUUACAUGCUGAAGAGGAGACUUAAGGCAAUAAGUCCCCAAAAUAAGCAGGAACUGAAGAUGGCUGCAGUACAGGCCUGGCAGAGCAUCACCAGGGAAGAUACCCAGCGUCUGGUGAUGUCAAUGCAUCACAGACUUCAAGCAGUCAUUGCAUGCAAAGGAUAUGCGACCAAAUAUUAACAAUGAUUACUUUAUUCUACAUUAUGUUAAACUGUCCAAUGAUUUUUGAUGCCCGAAAAUGGGGGGGACCAUGUACAAAAGCUUCUAUAAUUCGUAAACGGUUCAUCCGAUAUGUAUGAAAAUACCCUCAAAUUAAAGCUGACAGUCUGCACUUCACCCUCAUUGUCAUUGUAUCCUUUCAAACUCAAAGUGCUAGAGUACAGAACCAAAAUAACAAAAAAAUUGUCACUGUCCAAUGAAUUAUGGAGCUCACUGUAUAUAUAUAUAUAUAUAUACACAUACACACAUAUACACACGCACACACACGCGCACACACACGCACACACACAUAUAUAUAUAUAUACACACACACACACACACACACACACACACACACACACACACACACACACACACAAACCUUGUUGAACUAUUUAGUGGGAUACUUCAGGAUUGUGGCCGUUUAUCUACUUCCCCAGUGUCAGAUGAACUGGUGGACACCAUUUUUAUGUCUCUGCAUCCAGCAUGAAGGAAGUUGGAGUUAGUUUCACGAGCCAAAUGCCUACCAGCGUUGGCGCAAUGACUGGAAGUCUAUGGUAUAUACUAGCAUGCUAGCAGUUACCAUAGACCUUCAGUCAUUGCGCUAACGCUAGUUAGCAACUACCUUCAAACUGCAGGCAGAGACAUAAAAAUGGUGUCCACGAGUUCAUCUGACCCUGGGGAAGUAGGGCCAAAAUCAACGCCAAAAUCCUGAAAUAUCCCUUUAAGCUGUAUGACUGACUGGUCUGUCUCUCUCUCUCCAGGGGUAGUGCUUUACAGAAGCGCCUGAGAGACCGUGAGAAGGAGACAGAUCUGGAUGAGAGAGACAGGAAGAGGGAGAAGGAGGAGCACGAUCAGAUCAGACAGAGACUGUUAGCUGAGGGACACCCAGACCCUGAGGCCGAGCUGCAGAGGGUAUGUCUGGCUGUCUGGCUGGCUGUGGCUGGCUGGCUGGCUGGCUGGCUGGCUGUGGCUGGCUGGCUGGCUGUCUGGCUGGCUGUGGCUGGCUGGCUGGCUGUCUGUGGCUGGCUGGCUGUCUGUGGCUGGCUGGCUGGCUGUGGCUGGCUGGCUGGCUGUGUCUGGCUGGCUGGCUGUGGCUGGCUGGCUGGCUGUCUGUCUGGCUGUAUUGCUGUCUGUCAACUCUGUGUUGUUAUUGGACAAGUUCAGGUUGUACCUCUCAGUUUCCAACCAUUUCCUCCCUAUUAAACACAACCCUGCUGUCUUUCCAACCAUUUCCUCCCUAUUAAACACAACCCUGCUGUCUUUCCAACCAUUUCCUCCCUAUUAAACACAACCCUGCUGUCUUUCCAACCAUUUCCUCCCUAUUAAACACAACCCUGCUGUCUUUGUCAGCUGGCUAACUGGCACAUUAACAGAAAUUAGAAAUGUUGAUCAAUGUGCAUUGUACCUGUCAAAUAGGGACAAUGCACAUGAAUCAUCAAUGCACAUGAAUCAACAAUACACAUGAAUCAACACAUUCAUCUUUUUUUCUCUUUUAAGUGUGUUGAGACUUUGUAUAAAUGCACUUUAAAUACAUUUGAUUUGAUUUGA